Pieris macdunnoughi is the source of this 945-nucleotide messenger RNA. The record is from the annotation of a GenBank genome assembly. Lineage: Eukaryota; Metazoa; Arthropoda; Insecta; Lepidoptera; Pieridae.
AUGCGUGUUAUUAACAGAAAUUUUGUGUUGUUAUUGAGUAUCUUGUGUGUGAGUGGAGAUUAUAGCGUGGUGUAUAAUCAGCAUUCUUUGGAACUGACCCAGUCCUUGAACUUGGCAAGGCAAGAGCAGAUCCAGGAGCGAUGUAAUAGGUACCGGUUGACGUGGUCUGUUGAUGAUUUACCCAACAAUCAGUUGGAACACAUAUUAGUUGAUGAUGAUCGCAAGCUUCUCUAUUGCUAUGUUCCUAAGGUGGCAUGUACUAAUUGGAAAAGACUACUCAUGACAUUAGGUGGAAAGUGGAAUGGAACUGAUGUUCUAGCGAUACCUGGUCAUAUAGCCCACUCCCCGGGCAUGUUUAGAAAUCUAAGUUCAGUGCCCAAAGAAGAACGAGAUGAAAUGCUGGAGAAUUAUAACAAAAUGAUUAUUGUAAGGAAUCCCUUUGAAAGACUUCUAUCGGCAUACAGAAAUAAAUUGGAAAUAGAUACCCCGACUGCAACUUAUUUUAGGAAUCGCCUGGGUAGGAGGAUCAUCAAGGCCUUCCGAGAUAACCCAUCGAAUGAGUCCCUUGAACUGGGAGACGAUGUCACGUUCAGGGAGUUCGCCCUCUUUCUAACAACGAAGACAGAAGAACUGGCAGAUAUGGUGAAUAAUGAACAUUGGCAGCCGAUAACCAAUUUGUGCCAUCCGUGCCUGAUAAAGUACACGUUAGUUGGCAAAUACGAAACUCUUCUGGAUGACGCUCUAUUAGCCCUUCACACAAUCAACGCCACUGAUAAAGUACAAUUCCCAAGGCUGUCUCACACGUCAGGAACUUCGGAAAAACUGAGCAAGUAUUUCGCCCAACUGGAGUUGCCGCUUAUAAGUAAAUUGUACAAAUUGUAUAAAUACGAUUUCAGAAUUUUCGAUUACCAUUUAGAUAAUAUUGUUGGUUUUGAUUUAGGCUAG